AUGCAAAGUUUACAUAAGUGCAAGAUAACUUUGUUGACUUUAGUCCAGAUUUCAGUUGAUAAUGACUCAUAUCUUGAAAAGUCGCUUGUUAAAAACUUAGAUAUUUAUGUCGCAGCUGAUUUGCGUAAGACGCACACGCGUCUUGUGAUUUACGUACUACUGACAGAACUACAUACUAGUAGCUCUUUAAUAUUUUGCAAUCAUCCUCCCCUCGCUUCAGCAAUGUACCGACCUGAAUUCUUCGCGAAAUGUGAUUAUGAUGCUAUUUCAUUUGAUAUAUUUAUAUACCAGUAUUUUUUGUAUGCUAUAAAAACUCCAGUACUGGUAGUUUAUGUAAGUGUUCUAAAAACUGACUGCGUAGGCCGGAGUGUCAUUCUUUUAGACUGGUUUCCAUUUAUUUUGUACGUUGAAAAAUUAAGCUAUUUCUUAUAUAAAAUUUGUCUAGGUUUUUUGUGUAUUUAA
Molecule: messenger RNA, 462 nt
Organism: Spodoptera littoralis (African cotton leafworm)
Lineage: Eukaryota; Metazoa; Arthropoda; Insecta; Lepidoptera; Noctuidae
Source: the annotation of a GenBank genome assembly